Penicillium angulare is the source of this 3135-nucleotide messenger RNA. RefSeq names its product pitrilysin family metalloprotease cym1 (gene cym1). The transcript has 2 exons. NCBI's taxonomy places the organism in Eukaryota, Fungi, Ascomycota, Eurotiomycetes, Eurotiales, Aspergillaceae. The record is from RefSeq and is a predicted model, not a curated record. Bases 1 to 3135 code for a protein of 1044 amino acids. Gene Ontology annotation, molecular function: metal ion binding. Gene Ontology annotation, biological process: protein processing. Gene Ontology annotation, cellular component: mitochondrial matrix.
AUGUUACGCUCAUCUAUGGGUUCGGGCAGGGCCCGGAUUCCAAAUUUGCGGCCACCGUUUUUAACUCGUGCUUCCCGUCCCAGCCUGGCCGUUUAUUCGGCGUGUGCAGCGUCAAGAUUCAACUCUUCUGUAACAAAUCUGGACAAUUUUCCGGGAGUGGGCGACAAGUUGCAUGGAUUCACUGUUCGCGACAAGAAACAUAUCCCAGAGCUGCACUUAACGGCAGUCCAAUUGACUCACGACAAGACCAACGCAGACUACCUCCAUGUGGCGCGAGACGAUAAAAACAAUGUUUUUGGAAUUGGGUUCAAGACCAAUCCGCCUGAUGCGACCGGCGUGCCCCAUAUCUUGGAACAUACUACCUUGUGUGGUAGCGAAAAGUACCCUAUUCGCGAUCCUUUUUUCAAGAUGCUCCCUAGGUCGCUUUCGAACUUCAUGAAUGCCUUCACCUCUUCCGACCAUACUACCUACCCAUUCGCCACAACCAACUCACAGGAUUUUCGGAAUCUUCUGUCAGUGUAUCUCGAUGCCACAUUAAAUCCCCUUCUCAAGGAGGAAGAUUUCCGUCAGGAAGGGUGGAGGCUUGGACCAGAAGACCCACAGGCCCUCUUGGCUACACCAGACCAAAAGGCCCAGUUAGAGGAUAUCGUAUUCAAGGGUGUCGUGUAUAAUGAGAUGAAGGGUCAGAUGUCGGAUGCCAACUACCUAUACUAUAUACAGUUUAAGGAGAGCAUAUUUCCAGCCAUCCACAACUCGGGUGGAGAUCCUGAAUUCAUUACCGACUUGACUCACAAGCAGCUAUACGAUUUUUCGAAGCGCAACUACCACCCAAGCAAUGCCAAAAUCUUGACUUACGGUGACAUGCCUUUGAGUAGUCAUCUGGAGCAGAUUGGGCCCGUCUUGGAUGGAUUUGAGCUUGGCCAAGCUGACAAUGAUGUAAAGUCACCGCGGAGCCUCGACAAACCCGUGAAUAUUACUGUCCCGGGACCAAUCGACACAUUCUCCGGCGAGGAUAAGCAACACAAAACCUCCACUUCUUGGUACAUGGGUGAAUCAACUAACAUUGUUGAAACCUUUUCUGUUGGAAUCAUUUCCUCGCUUUUGCUUGAUGGGUAUGGCUCUCCCAUGUAUCGGGCGCUCAUCGAAAGCGGCCUUGGUUCCUCUUUCACUCCAAACACAGGUCUUGAUUCAUCCGGCAAAGUCCCCAUAUUCUCAGUUGGCCUUACUGGUGUAAGUGAGGUGGAUGCAUCCAAGGUCAAGCAAGUGGUCCAAGAGGUUUUCCGGGAGUCUGUGUCUGCUGGAUUCAGUGACGAUAAAGUGCGAGGAUUUCUCCAUCAGUUGGAGCUUGCGCUACGACAUAAGACCGCUAAUUUCGGGAUCGGUGUCAUGGAGAAGACCAUCUCUUCUUGGUUUAAUGGAUCUAGCCCGAUGAAGGAGCUGGCCUGGAACGAUGUUAUUGAGGAGUUUAAGAGAAGAUAUGGGCAACCUGGCUACCUGGAGUCCCUUGUUGAGAAAUAUCUCUUAAAUGAGCGCUGCAUGACAUUUACCAUGGUCGGCUCCCCGACAUUCAACAAGACCUUGGAUGAAAAGGAAGCCGCGAGGAAAGAAUUGAAGCUCGCUAAGCUCAUUGAGCAACACGGCACAGUUGAGAACGCUGUCGCUAAGCUGAGCGAAGAAGAAUUAGAGCUUCUCAAGGUACAGGAAGAUGCCCACAAUGCGGACUUGAGCUGCCUCCCUUCGUUACGCGUGAAAGAUAUAUCCCGCCAAAGAGAACACAAGCCCAUUCGAGAGUCAACAGUUGACGAUGUCGAUGUGGUUUGGCGUGAGGCUCCCACCAAUGGAUUGACCUACUUUCAAGCCAUCAAUGUCUUCGAGAACCUUCCCGAUGAUCUUCGCCUCCUAAUGCCCUUGUUCAACGACUGUAUCAUGCGACUAGGCACCGGAAAUCGAUCCAUGGAGGAAUGGGAGGAUCAAAUCAAGCUGAAGACCGGAGGAGUAUCGACAUCUAACUUUCUUGUAUCGUCUGCAACCCACUUGAACCAGUUCAAAGAAGGUCUCAAUUUCUCUGGAUUUGCCAUUGACAAAAAUAUUCCUGAAAUGUUGGAGAUCCUGUCGACUUUGGUAGCGGAGACAGACUUCGCCAGUCCUUCGGCGCCAGCUAUGAUCCAAGAGUUAUUGCGACUCGCCACGAACGGGGCACUUGAUUCUGUUGCUGGAACCGGACAUCGCUAUGCCGUCAAUGCAGCUGCUGCAAGUCUCUCCAAAAGCUUUUGGGUACAGGAACGGCAGUCUGGUUUGGAACAGCUGCAAGCUACGGCAGUACUCUUGCGAGAUGCAGAGUCAUCUCCUGAGCGUCUCCGUGAAUUGAUUGAUAAGCUGCGUCUUAUUCAGUCAUUUGCCAUCUCAAGAACAUCCAAUUUACGUGUGCGUCUUGUUUGCGAACCUGAAAUGUCAACCCAAAAUGAGUCUGUAUUGCAAAAAUGGAUGGCAGGACUGCCUCAAGUUCGUUCACCUCAGUCCACUUCAUCCACAAAUCAGUUCCAGUCAUUCGAGAAGGCACUCUACGACCUUCCUUACAAGGUCUAUUACUCUGGCCAAGCUACACAGACGGUCCCCUUCGUUGACCCUUCCAGUGCUCCUCUAACAGUGCUAUCUCAGCUUCUCACCCACAACUACCUACAUCCUGAGAUUCGAGAGAAGGGUGGUGCAUAUGGCGCUGGAGCUAGCAACGGUCCUCUCAAGGGCAUUUUCACAUUCAUGAGUUACCGUGAUCCCAACCCCAUGAACACUUUGAAGGUUUUCAACAAUAGCGGUCUAUUCGCCAGAGAUCGUGUAUGGUCUGAGCGAGAGAUCGAGGAGGCCAAGCUUGGUAUCUUCCAAGGGCUUGAUGCUCCUGUGAGUGUGGACGAGGAAGGAACACGUUACUUCAUGAGCGGCGUCACCCAUGAGAUGGACCAACGUUGGAGGGAACAGGUACUUGACGUGACCGCGAAGGAUGUGAACUCGGUUGCGGAUCGAUUCCUUGUGAACGGAUCUCGAACGGCAACUUGUGUUCUCGGUGAGAAGAAAGAUUGGGCUGAUUCCGAGUGGGAGGUGCGAAAGCUGUCCAUGGGUCAACAAGAACCCUCACAGUAA